AAAGAUUUUUCUCCACGCUUACAGAUGGUCGUCAAGCUUAUUAUCGCUUACCCUUUUCAUGUCUUACACACUGUGCUCAUGUAUAAAUUCGACGAGCAUGUGUUGUUAACCUUUGUCAAGAUAGGGAAUGCCGGCGACUAUUCUGGUCAUGAAAUAGUUAUGUGGGACACAAUGGAUCCAACAUUUACAAGGGCUGAUGGUUUGUCGUCUCCUAAAGUUCUCCGAACCAAAGGAAGCGAUGGAAAAUGGUACAAACUCAUCUGGAAGAAUGAGGAUGUAAGGCAAGAUUGCCUUGUCGAGCAGCUGUUCUCCGUCGUCAGUGGAAUCAUGAAUCAUGACGAAACUUCAUCAUUUCUCCGCACGUAUAAGGUCGUUCCAUUAAAUUCCAAAUGCGGUAUAAUCGAGUUUUGUCAGGGAACUAUAUCACUGAGUGUGCAUUUCCAUCUUUCUUUUUAUAGUGUUAUAAAUAUGCCUGUUAAUCAAGCAUCUGCAACUUUUCGUCAGGCUUGCGCCCUAUUUAAGCCAGUAUUCAGGCAUUUCUUCUAUCAUCACUGUAGAACUGUUAAUCAAUGGACAAGUAUGAUUGACAACUAUAGGCGAAGCCUCGCUCAAUGGAGUAUAGCAACUUACGUAAUCGGUCUGGGUGAUCGCCACCUCAGUAACAUACUUUUCGAGAUAGAUACCUGCAAACUGGUACACAUUGAUCUCGGAAUGAUUUUCGAGUACAGCAAGAGAACAUUACCCAUUCCUGAGCGAGUGCCGUUCCGCCUUACUCGUGACCUACUCGAUCCAAUACUAAUUGAAGGUAUAGGUGGUCGUCUUCUUGAGGAAGCUGUCUAUGCAAUGAAAUUGUUAAGAGAAAAUAACUCUAAGGUUAUCCUCGGUUUGGCAUCGGUUCUACUGCGCGAAACAAUCUCAAACUUCGAAGAGGUUGAAUCUAAUAAUGGAGACCGUCCAUCAUUCGUCUCAGAAACAGCGAUUGCACGACUUCGUGAUAAGCUAAAUGGAACCGACGAUACUCUUGUUCAGCAAGAUGUGCUUCAUCAGGUGUUUUACUGUGUCUAUAUGAGCUUUCUUGGUUUGCUUCAAAUGUAUUUCUACCAAUGA
This is a messenger RNA of Angiostrongylus costaricensis, 1107 nucleotides long. NCBI's taxonomy places the organism in Eukaryota, Metazoa, Nematoda, Chromadorea, Rhabditida, Metastrongylidae. The record is from the annotation of a GenBank genome assembly.